This is a messenger RNA of Malurus melanocephalus (red-backed fairy wren), 2653 nucleotides long. RefSeq names its product golgi membrane protein 2 (gene GOLM2). Lineage: Eukaryota; Metazoa; Chordata; Aves; Passeriformes; Maluridae. The record is from RefSeq and is a predicted model, not a curated record. The transcript has 9 exons. Bases 366 to 1514 code for a protein of 382 amino acids.
GGGCGGGGCGCCGCGGUGGCGGCUCGGCCGGUCGGUCGGUCGGUCCAUCACGGCCCGGCGGCAGCGGCGCGGCCGGGACCGGCACUGGGACCGGCACAGCCCUGCUGGCUCUGCCCGCUCCUCUCGGACUCUCCACUCCGCCAUUCUCUCCUGGCUCCCCUACCCAGCCGCCCUCAGGGCGUCUUCCCUUUCCUUAGCCCUCCCCCCACCUCACGCCCCCUCCCCAGGGACCCCUUAAUCCUCCCCGGUUCAUUCCCUCAUCCCCCCCUCAGGUCACUCCCUUCCCGUCACAUCCCCUCGCACCCUUAGGGCCCCUCUGAGCGCCCUCCCCGGUGCCCCUGAAGCCCUCGCCCUCGGCCUCCCCCAUGGUGGGGUUCGGGGCGAACCGCCGGGGCGGCCGCCUGCCCUCGCUGGUGCUCGUGGCGCUGCUGGCGGUGAUCGCCGUGCUCGCCUUCCACUGCUGGAACGCGGCGUCCCGCCAGGCCCUGCUGCGGGAGGAGCUGGCCGAGCUGCAGAGCCAGGCCCAGCGCACCGAGGUGGCGCGGGGCCGCCUGGAGCGGCGGAACUCCGACCUCCUGGGCAAGGUGGACUCGCACAGGAAACAGCUGGAACAGAAGGAGGCGGACUACAGCCACCUGAGCAGCCAGCUGCAGGCCAGGGACGGCCAGGUGAAGAGGUGCGAGGACGGCAAGAUGAAGCUGCAGAACAACAUCUCGUAUCAGAUGGCAGACAUACAUCGGCUAAAAGAACAACUGGCAGAGUUGCGGCAGGAAUUCAUCCGCCAGGAAGAUCAGCUGCACGAGUACAAGAAGAACAACACAUACCUGACAAGGAGGCUGGAAUAUGACAGCCUGCAGUGUGGGCAGCAGAUCAAGGAAAUGAGACUGCAGCAUGAAGAGAACAUCAAGAAAUUAAUGGACCAAAUWGCACGGGAACAAAAGGCCACACAAAAAAUUCAGUCCAGUAAAGACACUGCAGUCAGUCCCAGCAAUGGUGAGCAGGCAGUACCUGAGACGGUUGCAGAGGUGGAAAAUAAAGACAUAGUGAAGAAUGAGGAGCCUUCAGAACAUGCAGAUGGYAAAGAKAAAAUCAAACCAGGAGGAGAUGCAGGCAUGCCUGAAAUAGAAGAUAAUGACCCUGCUAAAGCUGAAGAUACUCCCACUGCUUUAAAGAAGCCACUUAUUUCAGCUCCUAAAAGUCCUGAAGGUCAUCAGUCUGUUAUGAAUCUUCCAACUGAACAGCCCCACGCUCCAAACCUGGCACCAGGUUUGCCCAGUGACAGUGAUGGAAACACUGACACUGUCAAGCAGAUCCCUCCAAAUCCUCUYCAGCAUUUGAAUUUUGAAGAAAACRUGGAAACCCAGAAUGACCACAAAAUUGAGCCAGACCAGAUAAAAAUCCCAAAGAGCCGAGUUAGUGACUUGCAGAAGAUGAAGCAAAAUGAUGAGGAGCGAGACCUGCAGAAUGACCUGGGGGACUACAGCAAGUCCCGCCUCAGCGAUGGGAUCCUGUAGGCCCUGAUGACAGAGAGCUCUACCCAGGAACUUGAGGUGCUUCAACACUGAACCAGUUUUACUCAUGUUUCCUACUUCCAAGGAUGCUGAGGAUCAAGUGCCGAGUGUGCUCAGCAGCAGGUGAAGAAGACCCACUCUGUACAUAUGUACAUAUUUGUACUAUUGCAGGUUGUAUUAAACCCAUAAUGGAGCUGGUUACUCAGCCUGUUCCUUACCUGAAAUAAUCUUUACACUUAAACCCAGUCUAUAAACACAGGCUGAAUUGUUUCUGCCGUUUAGAGCACUUGGAACCUGGAGAACUUGUACAGUUUGUAUCUGAUGUAACAAAGCCACUGUGGAAGCCAUGUACAGCCAAGGACUCCUUUUCUACAAUCCCAACCUGUGUGGCAGAACUGCUGCUCUCGAGUGCUGGGUUUUGUACAGCAGGUGAGAAUGGAACAUCAGAGGGACUGGGAACUGAACAGUUCAGUAACUGCUCCUUCCUCACUGCAGCCCAGCACCAUGUCCCAUUGAACUCCUGUAUAAUGACCACAUCUUGUAGUUAGAGCUGGAAAUCUAUCAUAGGACUUGCAUAAUUUGAUACAUCCCAAAAAAGUUGUGCAACUAAUAGCUUGAUUUAAAAUGUAUGUAAGAUACAAAUAAUUGGCAGCUUGUAGGAAACCUUUGUGUUAGAGACAGCAAGUAUGUGAGUCAGAGACAAAUCUCCAGCACCCGUGUCAACCCCUUGAUGGAAGGACCAGCCUUUACCCAGGUAAACAUGCUGUAGGUGCUGGUGUGCUGUCCCAGAGUGUGCAUCCCAGGUCCAGCCACUCCAGUUAAUUUCCAGUUUGAUCCCUUGAUCCUAAACACGUACCACAUCCCAUCAGAUGUGGUUUUCUCCAUCAGAUCUGUAAGUCAGACCCUUUUCUGUAUUCUGUGUUCAAGCACUUUUAGAAUUGAUGGAGAUGAUUCCAUUGCUCUGCAGUGGUGGGAACAAGGGGAUCGUUCCCCCUGCUCUCCCUGGGCACUCAGGUUGUAGGCCCUGAUGAGGGUGAUUGAACUCAUCCCUGUGCUCAGGUGCUGGGCUGCAGUCAUGGGUCAGGUUUGCUCCUUGCCAGGUCAGUGAACCUCUUAAAUAAAGUUCAAUGCUUGUACAAUUA